Mercurialis annua (annual mercury) is the source of this 2934-nucleotide messenger RNA. RefSeq lists its product as uncharacterized. Gene Ontology annotation, biological process: 7-methylguanosine mRNA capping; protein dephosphorylation. Lineage: Eukaryota; Viridiplantae; Streptophyta; Magnoliopsida; Malpighiales; Euphorbiaceae. The transcript has 18 exons. Gene Ontology annotation, molecular function: mRNA 5'-triphosphate monophosphatase activity; ATP binding; protein tyrosine/serine/threonine phosphatase activity. The record is from RefSeq and is a predicted model, not a curated record. Bases 493 to 2541 code for a protein of 682 amino acids.
GUACGAUUUCUUUAGCUUCCAACUCGAAAUCCUACGCACAUCUAGCCCUAGCUCUCUCAAUACUCAAUACUCAAUACUCAAUAGUCACCGUCCCUAGACAAUAGACAUGCUCAAAAAUUAAUACUCCACACCAAUUCGCGCUCUGACAUGGAUUCAUCACUUUGACAUAACUAAAACUAAAUUUAACCUUUUUUCACUUCUCUCUCUACAAAAUCAAAAAUCAAAACAACACUUCUCUCUCUAGGGUUUCCAAAAAAACAAGUGCCCACAAACGUCGAACACCUUGCGUGCGUAAUAAUUGCUACCUCGUUUCCAGCUGAAUUACUCUUUUUAACUGUCAAUUCGUUUUGAUCGUGCACGUCUCCAGAAUCUACACAUUCAACUCUUUAGCUGGUUUUUCCGAUUUUGAUAGGUUAUAUGUGCUGUUGGACCUGUCAAUUCAUAGGAAAAAAACUGAAGAUCACUUGAGAUUUUCAUGUUGGUAAAUGUUGAAUGGUUGUUACCAUGGACUUGAAUGUUUCACCAUUACCCGAAGACGAUGAAGAUAAUUAUGAAGAUCAUGCAGAAAAAUACGCCCCUCCUGAAGAACGUGUCAUUUCUGGUGCUGAAACUGCUCGGCGGGAGCGUGAAGAAAGACGCAAGCGUUUGAGAAAUGAUCGUUCAGAUGACAGAUCCGUGCAUGUCCCUCGGCAACCAGCACAUGACCAGUGCAUUCCAUCCAAACAUCAGAAAGUUUAUGAUAAAAGUAGGCUUCCUCAUGGCUGGUUGGAUUGCCCUCCAUUUGGUCAGGAAAUCUGCGGCUUUAUAAUUCCUUCCAAAGUUCCACUCGGUGAAUCCUACAAUGACUGUAUCCCACCUGGAAAAAGAUAUUCAUUUAAACAAGUUAUUCAUCAACAGAGAGUACUAGGAAAAACACUUGGUUUGGUGAUUGAUUUGACGAAUACUACCCGUUACUAUACAACAACAGAUUUGAAAAAAGACAGUAUUAAGCAUGUUAAGAUUCAAUGCAGAGGCCGAGAUUCUGUACCUGACAAUGCAUCUGUAAAUAGCUUUGUUUAUGAGGUCUCUCAGUUUCUCGUUCGUCUAAAAUCUAACAAGUGUAUUCUAGUUCAUUGUACGCAUGGUCAUAAUCGUACAGGAUAUAUGAUUGUUCAUUACCUUAUGCGAACAAUGCCAAUAUCUGUUACACAGGCAAUUACAUUAUUUGCCGAUGCACGCCCGCCAGGAAUCUAUAAGCCAGACUAUAUCAAGUCCUUGUACGAAUUUUAUCAUGAAAUUAAGCCAGAAAUGGUUGUAUGCCCACCAACUCCAGAGUGGAAGAGAUCUUCUGAUUUGGAUCUUAAUGGUGAAGCAGUGCUAGAUGACGACGACGAUGGAGGUUCAGCUGCUCCUUUGCAUGAUAAUCAAGAAACAGAUAAAAUAAUGACAAAUGAUGAUGUCAUCGGUGAUGAAGUACCGAAUGAUCAGCUUGAUACUCUACGAAUGUGCUGCUACCAGUUGCUUAAGCAGAACUUUCCUGUGAGAGCAAACCCGCAGUUCCCAGGGUCUCAUCCAGUAUCUCUCAGCAGGGACAAUCUACAGCUAUUAAGGCAGCGUUAUUAUUAUGCAACAUGGAAAGCUGAUGGAACACGAUAUUUGAUGCUAAUUAUGAUGGAUGGAUGUUACUUGAUAGAUAGGAAUUUCAAUUUUCGAAGGGUCCAAAUGAGGUUCCCUUGCAGAAACGCAAGCGAAGGUGUAGCUGAUAAGACACACGUGACACACCACUGUACCUUACUUGAUGGGGAAAUGAUUAUUGACACUGUGCCAGACUCGCAUAAGCAGGAGAGAAGAUACCUCAUUUAUGAUUUAAUGGCAAUUAACCAUGUAUCUAUUUCAGAGAGGCCUUUUCACGAACGAUGGAAAAUGCUUGAAAAAGAAGUGAUUGAUCCUCGGAACUUUGAAAGGCACCAUAUUUACCAGAGUAGGAAUCCUUAUUACAGAUAUGACUUGGAACCAUUCAGGGUUAGAAGGAAAGAUUUCUGGCUGCUUUCUACUGUUACCAAGCUUUUGAAGGAAUUCAUUCCAAAGCUUUCACAUGAUGCUGAUGGUCUUAUUUUUCAGGGAUGGGAUGAUCCCUAUGUUCCACGCACCCACGAAGGGCUUCUGAAGUGGAAAUAUCCUGAAAUGAACUCAGUUGACUUUCUAUUUGAGGUGGAUGCCAAUGAUCGCCAGUUAAUGUAUCUGUAUGAGAGAGGGAGGAAGAAGCUGAUGGAUGGGAACAGGGUUGUAUUUAGAGAUGGUUCAGAUCCAUCUUCAUACUCUGGGAAAAUCGUUGAAUGUUCUUGGGAUUCAGAGGAACAAGUGUGGGUUAGUAUGCGGAUCCGGACAGAUAAAUCUACGCCAAACGAAUUUAACACCUAUAGGAAGGUGAUGCGAAGUAUCAAGGACAACAUAACUGAGGAGAUUUUAUUGAACGAGAUUCACGAGAUCAUACGGUUGCCCAUGUAUGCUGAUAGGAUAAGAAAUGAGAGUAAAGCUCACCACCCUGCACGACGUAGGUGAUGCGUAGCUAGCCACCAAGGUUAUUUUGUGCAUCUUUUUGGUCAAAGUUACGAGAUGCAGUGAUGGCUCAAGCAUGCUGAGGUUGGAUUGUUAUAUCAACGUGAGGGACGCCCCUGCGAGAUGUUAUGUAAUUAGCUAGAGCUUUAUUAUAAUCUCAUAGUCAUAGUGUGUGCUAAGCUGGUGAGUUGUAUGAUCCGGUUGGUACACUCUACUAGUCCCAACAUUAUUGUCUAAAUGGAUAGUUGUUCAGGUCAGGGAAAUAGGAAGUAGGAUCAUCAUGUAUAUUUUUAUGUAGUAAUUUAUACUUUUUCUUUAGAAGUUAGCCAUUUUUUCAGAACCAGAGCCAAACUUUUUAUGCUCGUCUACUUGCUUUCAAUGUGAAUAUCAUUUUUU